GCAACCUGCAGAUCGGUGGCUUCUGUUCAAGCAUACAAAUGACAGUAUCAUCACAUAGAAAUGUUUUCAAUUUGCUAACACUGGGACUCAUAUUCCAUGUCGUAUUCAUUGCUUCUGUUUUUGACUGCUACUUCACUAGCCCAGUCGUCCACGGCAUGCUUCCUCGCAGAGCUGGCUCGGGGGAAGCAAAACGGGUCGUUCUCAUUGUAGGAGACGGUCUACGCGCAGACCUUCUAUUUGGUGUGAACGCGUUCUCUUUCAUUCCUUCCUCACCAAAGAUUGUAGCGCCUUAUUUGCGUGAUAUUAUUCAAACACGAGGGGCGUUUGGAUUGUCGCACACUCGAGUACCAACGGAGAGUCGACCUGGGCAUGUCGCAAUCAUCGGGGGAAUGUAUGAGGAUGUCUCUGCUGUGACCAAGGGUUGGAAAACGAAUCCAGUUCACUUUGACUCCAUAUUCAAUCAAUCUAGUCACACCUUCUCCUUCGGUUCCCCAGACAUAUUACCAAUGUUUGCCCAAGGUGCAACUCCCGGAAAAGUUGACACUUGGAGCUAUGAUGAGGAGGACGAAGACUUUACGAAAGAUGCCACCGCUCUAGAUACCUGGGUUUUGGAUCAACUUCAGACGUUAUUUAAGAACGCAUCAUCGAACGACUUGCUUAAUUCAGAAUUACGUGCUGACAAAGUGGUAUUCUUCCUGCACCUCCUUGGGCUGGAUACCACUGGUCACUCGUAUAGGCCACACUCCGAGGAAUACAUGAACAACAUCCAAGUCGUCGAUCGCAUCGUCCAACAAACAGAAGAACUUUUCUCCAACUUCUACCACGAUGAAGAGACAAGCUUCGUAUUUACAGCUGACCACGGCAUGUCUAAGAUCGGUAACCAUGGCGAUGGCGACCCGGAUAACACGCGUACCCCACUAAUUGCAUGGGGGCGAGGCAUCAGGGGCCCACUUCCUGACAUUAUUCCUUCUUCGCAUGAUGAGUACUCUCGGCUCUGGCAACUUGACGACUUUCUGCGACGAGACGUGGAACAAGCGGACCUUGCACCCCUGAUGGCUGCGCUGCUUGGUAUUAACUACCCUGUAAAUUCAGUGGGAAUUCUCCCUGAUGCAGACCCUACGCGACCUGGCUACUUGCUACCGCGAGAAGGAGAGUCAGCCUUGGCCCAGCUUGCAUUGGCAAACGCAGAAAGUAUUUUAGAACACUACCGAGUAAAACACGAAUCGAAGGCCGUACAAACCAUUCUAUACAAAGCUUUCGAACCUUUAGAAGAAGUCACUCGAGACGGGAAGCCUUCAAGAGUAUCCUGGUUGUCCAAAAUAGAACGUUUGAUCAGUGAUGGAAGAUGGUUCGAAGCCCGUCGAGAGACAGCUGAACUCAUCAAGGUCACUCUACAAGGUCUCCGAUAUCUCGAAACCUAUAAUCGAGGACUUAUACGGAUCAUCGUCAUAAUAGCAUAUCUGGGAUGGUCUGCUUAUGCAUCGUUGUCAAUUUUCCCCCCGUCAGCUUCAUUGGUUUCAGACAGGCAGCGUGCCGUGGUCAGACUUGCCACCGCAACCAUACCAGCAAUAUUUUGGGCACUGUUUGCUGCAGAGAGAGCUCCAUGGACGUUUUAUGUCUAUGUAACUUUCCCCUGCUAUUUCUGGCAGCAAUUCGCACUGCAUGGAGCUCCAAUCGUUGUGCAACAAUUCAAGUCGAACGACAGACGCGGACCUUUUAUAGUUAGAGUGUUCCUUCACUUGGUUAUUGUGGUGGUUGUGCUCCAGUGUAUGGUCGCUGCCUACACUCACCGGUCGCUGUGGGGCAUUGGUUUUGUGGUUAUGGGCAUUUUAUGGCCAUAUGUGUCAUGGCCAGGUCACGUUCGGUCGCAACACCCGAGACUCUUACUUUCCUGGAUGAGUAGCUGUCUUGUAACUGGUAUAUUCCCCCUACUCAGCGUUAACAAGAGAGAGGAUUUGUACAUGAUCAUGUGCGGAGGGGCAAUGAUUCUUGCAGUUGCCGCAGGUUGUACGCGUUUUGCGCCGAACGGUGCUCCGAAAGCCGUAAAACUAUCUGAGAUCACCCAGGUGUUGUUUAUCUUGCUCGCCAUGACAAUUACUGCAAGCUCAGUGAAGAGUUUACAAGCAAAGCAGGGAUUGUCCAUCAUUAACCAAACUUCAGCAUGGCUCAUACUCGCUGUAUCGUCGAUAUAUCCAUUCACCUCUAAAGCUCAGCACAGCACUCCAACCUCCAGAAUCAUAUCGCUUUUCCUGGGCUUCGGCGUCUGUUUCGUGAUUCUUUCGAUCAGCGUUGAAGGCCUAUUCUAUGCCGCUUUCACAUGCAAUUUACUCUUGUGGAUAGAAGUCGAAGCGAUCGUCCAGUCGAAUCGAGCUGGGGCCGCAUUGCAUAAUCAAGGAUACGAGUUUCACACUGACCACAUCAGAAUAGCACUCUUUUUCUUGUUUUUCGUUCAGGUGGCUUUCUUUGGAACCGGCAACGUUGCUUCAAUUUCAUCGUUCUACUUGGAACCUGUGUAUCGUCUGGUACCGAUUUUCAACCCAUUCUUGAUGGCAGCGCUAUUGAUAUUCAAAAUUGUCGCUCCAUAUGUGAUCUUAUCGGCUGUUUUUGCCACUUUGAAUGCAAGACUCCACCUACCACCCUUCUCGCUAUUCCUCGUUGCUCUGACGCUCACUGAUGGAAUGACAAUGACGUUUUUCCUGAACGUCACGGAUACCGGAUCGUGGUUGGAGAUUGGGCAAUCGAUUAGUUUCUUUUGCAUCACUUCUCUAUUAUUGGUUUGGUCAGCUGGUAUCUGCACCGCUGGGGAGUAUCUCAUGGUAGACACGUUGGUGUUUCACAAGUCCACGGACAGUCACAAGCUAGAAUGAGGAUGCACUUGGCCCACUACUCGUAAAAUAGAUUAACUAUUUACGACUACAGAACAAAUACGUGUUUUCGGGAUUAGGGACGGGUAAAUGCUGGG
This is a messenger RNA of Suillus discolor, 2962 nucleotides long. RefSeq names its product Phosphatidylinositolglycan class N-domain-containing protein. The transcript is spliced from 19 exons. The record is from RefSeq and is a predicted model, not a curated record. Gene Ontology annotation, biological process: GPI anchor biosynthetic process. The coding region runs from base 39 to 2867 and encodes 942 amino acids. Lineage: Eukaryota; Fungi; Basidiomycota; Agaricomycetes; Boletales; Suillaceae. Gene Ontology annotation, cellular component: endoplasmic reticulum membrane. Gene Ontology annotation, molecular function: mannose-ethanolamine phosphotransferase activity.